This is a messenger RNA of Ananas comosus (pineapple), 3149 nucleotides long. RefSeq names its product chaperone protein ClpC1, chloroplastic-like. Gene Ontology annotation, molecular function: protein binding; ATP hydrolysis activity; ATP binding. Lineage: Eukaryota; Viridiplantae; Streptophyta; Magnoliopsida; Poales; Bromeliaceae. Gene Ontology annotation, cellular component: cytoplasm. The transcript is spliced from 10 exons. The record is from RefSeq and is a predicted model, not a curated record. The coding region runs from base 211 to 2979 and encodes 922 amino acids. Gene Ontology annotation, biological process: cellular response to heat.
AUGCGCAUAUGUUAUCCGCUUCUCCUCCAUAGAAUUAACCUUCGAAGCCUCCGCAUUUCCCCUCUAUCUCUCUCUCCUCCUUGACGAGGAGGGCGUAGAACUAGGUCUCCCCCGAAACCCUAGCUCCGAUCCCUAGCUAAUCUGAGUUCUGCAUUUCUGCAGGAAUUGAACCCAUAAAGGUCUAUAUAGCUGUUCUCAACUUCCAAGGAUAUGGCGGGGGCUUUAGUUCAGUUGGCUAUUGUUCCUGCUGGUAUUCGGAGUGGGACCAGCAAAGACCUAAAAGGUUCUCGAAAGUCUCGACGAACCCGCAUGAUGUUCAAUGCACGGCCACAACCUAUCAGAUUGCAAGGGUUUGCAGGGUUAAGGGCGUCUAGCCCUUUGGAUUUCACAUCUAAAUCACAGCAAGAUUUAAAGUCUGUUGUAGCAGCUUAUGUAUCUGCUCCAAAAGGGAAAACAGUUACUCAAGGAGGAGCUGUAGCUAUGUUUGAACGCUUUACUGAAAAAGCCAUCAAGGUUAUUAUGCUUGCCCAAGAAGAAGCGAGACGGCUAGGGCACAAUUUUGUUGGGACUGAGCAGAUUUUACUGGGUCUUAUUGGAGAAGGGACUGGCAUUGCUGCAAAAGUGUUGAAAUCCAUGGGUAUAAAUCUUAAAGAUGCUCGAGUGGAGGUAGAAAAGAUUAUUGGGAGGGGCAGUGGUUUUGUUGCUGUCGAGAUACCAUUCACACCGCGGGCAAAGCGUGUUUUGGAACUCUCGCUUGAGGAAGCUCGCCAAUUAGGCCACAACUAUAUUGGAUCUGAGCACUUGCUUCUUGGAUUGCUUCGGGAGGGCGAAGGUGUGGCAGCUCGUGUACUUGAAAGCCUCGGAGCUGAUCCUAGCAAUAUACGCACACAGGUUAUUCGGAUGGUUGGUGAAAGUACAGAAGCAGUUGGUGCUGGAGUUGGUGGCGGAAGCAGUGGCACUAAGAUGCCUACACUGGAGGAAUAUGGAACUAAUCUCACAAAGUUGGCAGAAGAGGGAAAGCUAGAUCCUGUUGUUGGAAGGCAGCAACAGAUAGAGCGAGUGACACAAAUUUUGGGCCGGCGUACGAAGAACAAUCCCUGCCUAAUUGGCGAGCCUGGUGUUGGGAAGACGGCCAUCGCUGAAGGGCUUGCACAGCGUAUAGCUAAUGGAGAUGUCCCAGAGACUAUUGAAGGAAAGAAGGUGAUUACCCUGGAUAUGGGACUUCUAGUUGCUGGAACAAAAUAUCGAGGAGAGUUUGAAGAAAGAUUAAAGAAGCUGAUGGAGGAAAUUAAACAAAGUGAAGAGAUUAUACUCUUCAUCGAUGAAGUUCACACAUUGAUUGGAGCUGGAGCGGCGGAGGGUGCCAUCGAUGCGGCAAAUAUCUUAAAACCAGCUCUAGCCAGAGGCGAGCUACAGUGUAUUGGAGCUACAACGCUAGACGAGUACAGGAAGCACAUUGAGAAGGACCCAGCUCUGGAAAGGCGGUUCCAGCCGGUAAGAGUGCCCGAGCCGACAGUUGAUGAAACCAUACAAAUUCUCAAAGGGCUUCGUGAACGAUAUGAAAUUCACCAUAAACUCCGCUACACUGACGAAGCCUUAGUGGCUGCGGCACAAUUAUCAUACCAAUACAUAAGCGAUCGCUUCCUCCCUGAUAAGGCAAUUGACUUGGUUGACGAAGCUGGUUCUCGUGUCAGGCUUCGCCACGCACAGCUUCCUGAAGAAGCCAGAGAACUUGACAAAGAGCUCAGGCAGAUUACCAAGGAGAAAAAUGAAGCUGUUCGUGGCCAAGAUUUUGAGAAGGCUGGAGAGCUUCGAGACCGUGAAAUGGAACUGAAGGCCCAGAUCUCUGCUCUAAUUGACAAGGGCAAAGAAAGAACUAAAGCCGAGACUGAAGCAGGAGAUGUAGGCCCCAUUGUCACCGAGGCGGAUAUCCAACACAUUGUCUCCUCUUGGACCGGAAUCCCUGUCGAGAAAGUCUCAAGCGACGAGUCUGACCGCCUCCUCAAAAUGGAGGAAACCUUACACAAGCGUGUUAUUGGCCAGGACGAAGCUGUCAAGGCCAUCAGCCGUGCCAUCCGCAGGGCUCGUGUGGGCCUUAAGAACCCCAACCGCCCAAUCGCCAGCUUCAUCUUCUCUGGCCCAACUGGUGUUGGCAAGUCUGAGCUAGCGAAAGCCCUCGCAGCCUACUACUUUGGCUCUGAAGAAGCAAUGAUCCGCCUUGAUAUGAGUGAGUUCAUGGAGCGACAUACGGUAUCCAAGUUGAUUGGUUCGCCUCCUGGGUAUGUUGGGUACACCGAAGGCGGACAGCUGACCGAGGCGGUCCGUCGCCGACCUUACACCGUCGUUCUUUUUGAUGAGAUUGAGAAGGCCCACCCCGAUGUCUUCAAUAUGAUGCUCCAAAUUCUCGAAGAUGGGAGGCUGACGGAUAGUAAAGGGCGGACUGUCGAUUUCAAAAACACGCUGCUCAUAAUGACGUCGAAUGUCGGUAGUAGUGUGAUCGAAAAGGGCGGGAGAAGAAUCGGGUUCGAUUUGGAUUAUGACGAGAAGGAUAGUAGCUACAAUAGGAUCAAGAGCUUAGUCACCGAGGAGCUGAAACAGUAUUUCCGUCCGGAAUUCUUGAACCGGCUUGAUGAGAUGAUCGUGUUCAGGCAACUAACUAAGCUCGAAGUGAAGGACAUUGCGGACAUAAUGCUAAAGGAGGUGUUCGACAGGCUUAAGAAGAAGAACAUAGAAUUGCAGGUCACCGAGAGGUUUAGGGACCGGGUUGUGGACGAAGGGUAUAGCCCGAGCUACGGGGCGCGGCCCCUUAGGAGGGCGAUUAUGAGAUUGUUGGAGGAUAGCCUGGCGGAGAAGAUGCUCGCUGGGGAGAUUAAAGAGGGCGACUCGGCUAUUGUCGAUGUGGAUGCGGAAGGGCAGGUGGUGGUGCUGAAUGGCGAGAGCGGCGUGCCAGAGGUGCCACCCCCGGCUGUUACUGUUUAAGGAAAACCGCUAUGUAGUAGAUAUACCAUUUUAGACCGUAAUCUAGUAUUUGCAGUAUUUCAUAGUUGGCAACUAUGAAUGCGAAGCUUAGUUGUAUAAACUUUUAAGUCCCAUUGUAAAUUUGAUGUGGGCGAAUUGAGAUGUGCAUGUGCGCAUUCGUUGAUUUUCUA